This is a messenger RNA of Zootoca vivipara (common lizard), 670 nucleotides long. It is a transcript of the gene RPL35A, whose product is annotated as ribosomal protein L35a. Gene Ontology annotation, biological process: translation. NCBI's taxonomy places the organism in Eukaryota, Metazoa, Chordata, Lepidosauria, Squamata, Lacertidae. Gene Ontology annotation, molecular function: structural constituent of ribosome. The record is from RefSeq and is a predicted model, not a curated record. Gene Ontology annotation, cellular component: ribosome.
CUCAACAGACGCCAGCAAAGGGGUCCUCGCGGUCCCCUAUCCCAGCUCGCCCAGCGGCUGCGCUCGCUCUUUCUCGCCGCCAUCUUGGCUCGGUGCUGCUGAGGCCUGCUGGGAACAGGACUUCAAGACAACACCAUGACUGGCAGGUUGUGGUCCAAGGCCACUUUUGCUGGCUACAAGCGAGGUCUUCGAAACCAGAGAGAGCACACAGCUCUUCUGAAAAUUGAGGGAGUUUAUUCCCGUAAUGAGACAGAAUUCUAUUUGGGCAAGAAAUGCGCCUAUGUGUACAAAGCAAAAAACAACACCGUGACGCCUGGUGGCAAACCCAACAGGACCAGAGUGAUCUGGGGGAAGGUGACCCGUGCCCAUGGAAGCAGCGGCAUGGUGCGGGCAAAGUUCCGCUCCAACCUACCUGCCAAAGCCAUUGGACACAGAAUCCGAGUGAUGCUGUAUCCAUCUAGAGUCUAAAUUUAGAGUGAAAAUAAAAUUUAAGACUAUAUUCCACUUUUGUAUAUUUGGUCUUGCCUUGCCUUUUUGUUUCCUGUCCUUGAGGCUCAGUUGCAGGAAAACACUGUUCUACAAUCAGAAAAUUCUUUGUUGUUUUUAAGGCAUUGAAGCAACAGAUUAUUUUUAAAAUAAAGCUGUGGUCCAUGUUCCUGGCAGCAACUCA